AUGCGCCAGCUGCUGAUAGACUCGAGCGACCAGACGCACACCAAAGACGCCUUCCGCCACGUGCGGGGCUUCGAGGUGCUGCUCACCACAUUACGCUCGCUCUCUGGCUUCUACAGGCCCGCCGCGCUCUCGCCGCCCGACCGCAUCGACUUCUUCGAGGUGAUCAAGGCGGCGCUGGACGUGCUGUCAGACGCUCUGAACGAGCAUGCGGGCAACAGGCGCUUCUUCGCUAAGCGCGUGGAAGACGACGGCUGGAGCGCACUGGAGCAGGCACUGGGCAGCACAGGCAUACUGGGCGGACUGUCUGACAGCAAGCGGGACGAUGCAGGCCAGGAGCAGCUGCUCGGCAACCUCUUCGCCUUUGCGCUGGGCGAGGAGGCCAUGACACGCCUGUUCAGAGACGUCGACAAGAACGCGGACGAGGGUCCAGCUCCGCAGCAGGAGGAAGCUCCAGCCGAGAGGGGCGAGCCACCACCCACGGACAACAUUGUUGUCUCGAGUCCGCGCGCAGGGUACGGCGAGUCCAGCAUCAAGCUCGGCCCACUGCGCAGCCACUUGCGGAAGCUCUUCAGCGGCAACGAGGUGCUGCAGAACCCAGACGUCAUGCCCACCAUCCUCCACUUCUGGCGCGGCCUGUCUGGCGAGGACGCACCGGGCGCAAAGUCGAAGCCACUCUCAGUCGCUGUCCUGCUCGCUAUCCUCGAGAUUACCAAAUUGUCGUCGUACAACAAAGCCGCACUGCACACCACCGGAGUGCUCAGCUUUGUUCUACCUCUGCUCUUCGAAAACAAGUGCGCCCCGGCUGAGGCCAGCCUGCUGCUGGAGCUUGCAGACAGCCUGAUUGAGUACGGCAUCAACAAGCUCGACGAUGCGUACUACCUCUUCCGCAAAGCGGCAUCGUCAGAACAGGCUGCCGUGUUCCUCCACCGAGGUAUGCAGACCUCGCGAGCUCCUCACUUCAUACAGUUCGAUCUCUCCCUGCACGGCUUCAGCGCUAUCGAGCUCCCAGACAUCGGCCGUCCUUUCCCACCCGUCUCCCAGGGCGGCGGCUACACAUUUGCGACGUGGAUACGAGUGGACAGGUACGACCCCAACUGCCACACUACGCUCUUCGGCGCAUACGAUGAUACCCAGACCUGCUUUCUGAUGGCAUACCUGGAGAAAGACACUCGCUGCUUCAUACUACAGACAUACAUGGGUCACGCCUCUGGCGUCGUUCCUAGCGUACGCUUCAAGAAGGCCCCGCGCUUUGAAGAGGGCAGAUGGUACCAUAUCGCCGUCGUGCAUCGACGAGCAAAGGGCAUAGGCAUGGGCAGCCACAAAGCUUCCAUCUUCGUCGAUGGCGAGUUCACAGAGACGAUAAAGGCGCACUAUCCUUCGCAUCCACCAGUGCUGGACAGCAGCCAGGAGAGCUUCGCUUCCAUGUCUUCGAGCAGCUCGAAGCACCACAUCUUGGCUUUCUUGGGUACUCCACGAAACCUCGCCCCUCGCUUAGGGAGGAACGUCCUGACCUCCAAGCUCUCUGUAGCAUCUUUCCACCUCUUCUCAGAACCCUUGUCAGACGAACUAAUCGCCGUGUAUCACAAGCUAGGUCCCAGGUACAGCGGUAACUUUCAGGACAGGCUCGGUUCCUUCCAGACGUAUCGCACUUCGGCAGAGCUGCACGUGCACAACGAGAUCCUGCACCCUGGGCGAGAGGAGCGCUCAGACAUUGUGACAGCAAUACGCUCGAGCGCAGGCUACCUCAUGCCCGAGUCGAAGAUCCUGCUCAGCUUCUCGCCCAGUUCGGUAAUGGACGAUGACGAUAGAAACGCCAUUGACGAAUCCCAGCUGAUCAGGUCGCUAUCAAGAGACUCGGCUAGGUCCCUUCAUAGAUACACAAGGGCACACAGCACGCCGAUCAUCAUCAACGCCGCCGUUCCCUCAGUCAACGAUGCUUUGUCGCAAGCACGUGGCUUUGGUAGGCUAUCAGGUAAUCCGGUUGUAGUAGUUCCCCAGUCACUCGAUGACGCCAUCUGGCGCAUUGGCGGAUGCGCAGCUGUUGGAUUGAAGCUUGUGCAGGCUGCCCAGUCGCUGAAGAGCGUACUGCGUGCAGUAGAGAUUCUUCUGGCGGCCGUUGAAGGCAACUGGAGAAAUUGCGAAGCCAUGGAGCAGAGCAAUGGGUUUGCGAUUCUUGCCGAAGUGUUGCGUCAGAAGAUUGGAUUCGCAAUGGGCGGUUUGGUCAUUCGAAAUUCUUCGUCACUUGAUGUGACCCCGGAGCAGUGCGAGGAGUUUGUCGCUCAACUGCUCUCGGUCAUACUUCGUUUCGUUGGAUAUGACGAGCAACACCCGGAAGAAUCACUCAUCAUCAACCCGCUUGCUUACCGGGUGCUUCUUGUGGAUCUCGAGCUCUGGCGUAGAGCGACGUCGUUGGAUACACAAAAGAAGUACUACACGCAGUUCAUACAUUUUGCGAAGGGCAGCAAGCAUCAUCAUUACAAUGCCAAACGUUUCCACCGAAUCAGAGUUGUAAAGCGCUUGACAGAUGCUUUGAAGGGCGAAGCCUUCACCCCACAGACCUUUCCACUAUUCCUUGACGCCUUCAAAGCCCUCUUGCACAUCAACUUCAAUGGGGAGAACGCUCGAUCACUGUCUCUGUUCGUCACGUAUGCCCUGCAUGACACGCGCGCCUCGUACGCGAAACGGACUCUUCGACCCAAAGCGAGCACUUUGCGCCUUCGCAGAGGUACACCCCCCAACCUGACACCCUCACUCACACCCAGAUCGUCCAGUCCGUCAUCCAUCACGCCAGAGUCUCCACCGAUCUCCCUGCCAGACCUAGGCUUAGCCAUAUUGAACCUCCUUUCCGAGUUCUUGUGCGACCCUCACAACCCUCACGAGAUCGUUCGCUUUGCCAAAAAUGUCACCAGCAAGUGGCUUCUGUACCUGCUUGUAGAGAACGACCAACGUGUCGUUGUACUUGGUGCGAAGAUACUGGCUCGCUUGCUUGUCACCAAUAGGCCACCCUAUGUCAAGAAGUUCGGUGAGAAGACAGGCGGCUUCACCGUCAUGAAGAAUAGGCUCCGGCAUUGGUGGAACACGCCUGGGAUCUGGACGAUUUGCUUCGCCAUCCUCUUCGACCGCGACGUGGCUACCAUAGACUUCGAGCGAGACUUUGACGUCUUCAACCUAGUCGACAUCUUCAUGACGCACCCACCGCAGUCGAAGUUGAGGAUAGCAUAUCCCGAGAUCUUCCCAGUCAUCACAGCCAUGCUGGACACUGGACUGCGAACUAUCGUACGGGAUCGUGAGACGGCCAACGCAGAUCGACCAAAGGACGAGAAUGCUGACAGCACUCCGACAAGGGGACGUCGUAGAACAAUGUCCCUCAAUGCCAAGCAGCCCACCGUCGAAACAGACACGAAAGCACCGCAAUCAGAGCGCCUCAACAACUACGCCGUUGUGCUCAACUCCGCCAUUCAGUUCUUGUCAGAGCUACACGCACGAUCUGAGGUCUUCCGUGACUACGCGAACACGUCGAACUAUGUCCAAGAACUGCUGUUUGUUUUGUACCCGGUCAUUGUUACUUCGGACAGCGUUAGCGCGGAGACCGAAUUGCUGUCAAGAGGUUCAGCCCUCACAUUCGAAGGUCAGGAUGUGGUUAUCCAGCCGGUAUCCGGUGCCAGCAGCCAGCAAACACCCAUCAUACGCACAAGUAAUGUUCCCGCCGCACCAUCGCCUGGUGCCCAAAGGGUCAUCCCGUUCCGAAGAGCGUCCUCCUUCGUCCUGGUUUCAGCAGACAAGGCAAAAAAGACUGCGAAGCAGCCGCCACUCAACCCUAUAACAUCACCGCGAAGCACCGCACCUGUGGCAAUGAAAGUGGGCAGCUCGGUGGUGGAAGCUAUGCUCGAGGUUGUCUUGGACAUUUUCAAGGAGCAGCUGUUCACUCGAAAAGACUUCCCCGGGCUUGGCUUAUUCAUGAAGACGCCGCCGGGUUUCCAGGAGCACCAAGCUUACUUCGAAUCAUAUAUACUUCGUCAGAUCCUGUUAUCUGUCAAGAACUCUCUACAGCUGGACCAGAACCUGCUCCACGAGCCCCGUGUUCUCAUCAACCUAUCACGCUUCGUCAGCCACAUCUCAGAAGCAGUCUUUGAAGGGUGGUUUCUUCAGGGUGCAGAGCCGCUGCUGGACUUCACAGGCUUCCUGCUGGAGUACCUCGAGCGACCAGAUAUCGCGGCGAUCAAAUCGGUCAGAUUGUGCACACAAGCGAUUCAGACGAUGAGAGCGACAUUCCUCAAGGUUGCAUUGCUCCAACUCGCCGAACCGGACGAUUCCGAAGAUGGGUCCAAUACCACAUCGAUCAUCGAGAAGAUGGUAUACUGGCAGCCCAUCAUCCUCUCAUCGGCAAACACCGAUACGUUCUCACUAAAGAUGAUCUGCUACCUCUUCUAUACCAAGCUAUCAUCGGAGUACGAACAAGUCCGCCUGGCUGCAGCCAACUUCUGGCGUCUGCUGCUGGUCCAAAAACCCCAUGAGACUUCGAGCAUCCUCGGCAACGCUAUCCAGACAGAAAACAAGAAUCUGUAUGAAGGCUUUCAGAAGCUCGUAGAGCUAGACAACGAAACGUUUCUGCAAUGGUUCGACACGCACCGAGCGGAUCUUGAUAAAUUCUUCUACGGGUCCAUGACUAGGACAUGGGAAGAGUUCGCGCACGAACAGAACAAACGUACCGAAGAGACAUCAACAAGACGCAUCGGCAAGCGAAAGGAGAAACUAAAGCAAUGGCAAGCAGAGGAGCUCACGUCUGAGAAUAUCUGGAAUCACCACGAGAACUCGACAGGCCAUUGGAGGUCAAACAUCCAUGCUUCCGAGCGCAUCAAGCACCAGCGAGUGCUGCAGGACCAACAAGACAACGCGACCUACCUACAAACAGUCCUCGUGAAGCUCGACCACCAGCUCAAGGGUCCUUGCGCGUUGUUCGACAACAGUCCACCCGCCAAGUGGCGCCUCGAUGAGACGGAAGGCCGCGACCGCAGACGUAUGCGAAUAAUUCUCGACAACACAAAUCGCGAUCAGCAGUAUCAGCCCAAGCGCAAAGAUACAGACCCAGUGGGACGACUAAAACUAGACACUAACGUUUACCCGAUUACUGCCAAAGACGCCUUGGGUGUGACACCAAUCGGCCGUCGAUCGGGCACACCAUCGACAAUGACCAAGGAAGAGUCGCAACAGGAAGAUGGAUCAGGCAGCGAUGAGGAUUUCGAGAUGGUGGACGCUCUAUACGAAGACGAUGAUGGCUUCGAGGACAAAAAUCGCAAGGUCAUGCGCAGUCUCAAUCGCGGCGAUCAAGUGCAGUACGUCUGCAACAUUUCUCGGGUCGUGGGUCUGGAAGCUAUCGAGGGCCUGCUCAUCGUGGGCAAGGACUGCCUGUACUUGCUCGAUGACUUCUUCCAGAGGUCAGACGGUGAGAUUGUGCGAGUAUGGCAGGCGCCUCCGGACGAGCGUGACCCUUACGUGCAGGUCAUUGCUGGCAAAGAGGCAGUCACGAACCGCCGACCUCCAACAAGAACACAAGAAGAGUCAGCACGACACUGGAAGUGGAGCGAGGUCAUCAGCAUAUCCAAACGCCGCUUCUUGCACCGCGAUGUCGCUAUCGAGGUUUUCUUCGAUGAUGGGCGCAGCUAUCUGCUCACUGCGAUCUCUGCGCAGGCACGAAACGACAUCCAUGGUCGAGUUCUGCAACGCGCAUCGCACGUCGUCAAUCCGGAGAAGCUGGUCAACUCCGAGAUCGCAUGGCGACUUGACUCGCUGCGCAAUGUCGAGGAAGCACCACAAACUUUCGGAUCACGGUUCGCCUCCGCUUUCAGCUCCGUGUCAUCGCAUCCAGCGACCAAGAAAUGGUUGAAGGGCGAGGUGUCGAAUUUUCACUACUUGAUGUUCGUCAACACCUUGGCUGGACGGACCUUCAACGACCUCACGCAGUAUCCUGUGUUUCCUUGGGUAAUCUCCAACUACGAAAGUGAAGAGCUGGACCUGGCCGAUCCUCGCAACUUCCGAGAUCUCAGUAAGCCAAUCGGUAUUCAGCACCCCAGGCAGGAGCAGUCGAUACGCGAGCGUUUCAGCUCCUUUGCUGAGAUGGGUGACCCGGAUCAUGCUUUCCACUUCGGUACCCACUACUCGUCUGCUAUGACCGUUGCAUCCUAUCUCAUGCGCCUACAGCCAUACAGUGCAGCCUUUUUCCUCAUCCAAGGCGGUACAUGGGAUCAUGCUGAUCGCAUGUUCUACUCAAUCCAAAAUGCAUGGGAGUCGGCGUCGAACAAGAACAUGGCCGAUGUUCGUGAGCUCACACCGGAGUUUUUCUUCCUUCCUGACUUUCUCACCAACGUUAACGGCUACAACUUUGGUUUGCGCUCGGACGAGUCGAGCAUCGACAAUGUACAGCUACCUCCAUGGGCAAAGGGUGACCCAGCAAUCUUCAUUGCCAAGCAGCGCGAAGCUCUCGAAAGCCCACACGUCAGCGCAAAUUUGCAUCACUGGGUCGACCUGAUCUUCGGUCAUAAGCAGCGCGGUGAAGCUGCUGUCGAAGCAGCCAAUGUCUUCCACUGGAUGACCUACCAGGGUGCCAUUGACCUGGACAGCAUCACCGAUGAGAAGGAGCGCGCUCAGAAGAUCAGCGUGAUCAACAAUUUCGGUCAGACACCGACACAAGUCUUCCAACGUCCGCACCCAUCGAAAGAAAACGUUGCAAAAGCAACGAAACUCGACACUGCCGCUGAGAGCUUACAUCGCGUACCUGGCACACUCCUUGACGCUCAUGACCGUAUCUCCUCUCUCAACUACAUCGCUAAAAGUGACAAGCUCCUCUGCUCCGCGCCCUUCAGGCACAAUCUCCCACCCCACUACAACGUGUACAUGGAGUGGGGCUUCACCGAUGGCUCCGUUCGAUUUUAUGAUUCACACUCGAAGCGCCUCCUUGGAUUGUUCGAACACCUGCAUUCUGGGCAACUCACCACCAGUUUCUUUGUCGACGGCCGUACUCUGAUUACAGCAGGCACAGAUUGCACGUUAGCAGUCUGGAACGUUAUCCGCGCAGAGAAGGGCCACAUUGAGCUUCAACACGUGACAAGUCUCUUCGGACAUAAGUCGCCUGUGAUCAGCCUUGCAGCGAGUCGCGCGUUCUCUGCAUUCUUGAGCGCGGAUCAGGGCGGUAAAGUGUUCCUUUGGGAUUUGAAUCGCAAUGAGUUUGUACGCGAGCUUGAUCUCGGACCAAGACAAAAAAGGGUGCAAACGCCAGUGCAAGCUGCUCGCAUCAACAGCGCUACCGGACACAUCGUGCUUGCUGUCGAGUCGAGACUUAUUGUUACCACGCUGAACGGCACGGUCUUGCUCGACGAGGACGUAUGCGACGGCGACGACGAUACGGAAGGGAUCACCGCCGUCGCAGUAUAUGAGGGUGUAGGCAAUGAGUGGUGUGAGCGUGAACUCAUCUUCACCGGCCACCGUCGCGGCAUCGUCAAGAUCUUCCACCUCACCCCCACGCCAAGCACACCUUUCACUGCCACCAAACCCUCCUCCGCUGCGCAUACAACACCGAGUCGACCGGCCUCAACAUGGUCCAUCGAUCUUGUCAACGUACUCGCUCACGGAGACCCGAUGAUUGAGCGCACCGCUGCGCCGAUAACCUGUAUACUACCGCUGGAAAGGAGUGUGUAUACCGGGGAUGAAGAUGGCAGAGUUUACGAGUGGGAUUGCGUGCAGCGACAUCAUUGA
Messenger RNA from Macroventuria anomochaeta, 7749 nucleotides. Its product is annotated as beach-domain-containing protein. Bases 1 to 7749 code for a protein of 2582 amino acids. NCBI's taxonomy places the organism in Eukaryota, Fungi, Ascomycota, Dothideomycetes, Pleosporales, Didymellaceae. The transcript has 5 exons. Gene Ontology annotation, molecular function: protein binding. The record is from RefSeq and is a predicted model, not a curated record.